Molecule: messenger RNA, 1030 nt
Organism: Arvicola amphibius (Eurasian water vole)
Lineage: Eukaryota; Metazoa; Chordata; Mammalia; Rodentia; Cricetidae
Gene: Cavin3
Product: caveolae associated protein 3
Exons: 2
Coding region: 29-814 (261 amino acids)
Cellular component (GO): caveola; cytoplasm
Molecular function (GO): protein kinase C binding
Source: RefSeq, a predicted model, not a curated record
GGGAGAGCAGGCAGGGUUGUCAGAGAACAUGGGGGAGAGCGCGCUGGCGUCUGGGCCUGUGCCCGGGGCGCCUGCCGGGGGUCCUGUGCACGCCGUCACCGUGGUGACCUUGCUGGAGAAGCUGGCCACCAUGCUGGAGGCGCUGCGGGAGAGGCAGGGUGGCCUGGCCGAGAGGCAAGGCGACCUGGCGGGCUCGGUGCGCCGCAUUCAGAGCGGCCUGGGCUCAUUGAGUCGCAGUCACGACACCACCAGCAACACACUGGCGCAGCUGCUGGCCAAGGCGGAGCGCGUGGGCUCUCAUGCCAACGCAGCCCAAGAGCGGGCGCUGCGCCGCGCUGCUCAGGUGCAGCGGCUGGAGGCCAACCACGGGCUGCUGGUGGCGCGCGGGAAGCUGCACGUUCUGCUCUUCAAGGAGGAGACUGAAAUUCCAGCCCGCGCCUUCCAGAAAACACCAGAACUCUUGGGCCCCGAGAACCAGUCGGUACCGGGCCCAGAGCAGCCAGAGGAUCAAGUUGGAGAGAGUUCAGACGAGGAGCCGGUGGAGUCCCGGGCUCAGCGACUGCGACGCACCGGCUUGGAGAAGGUACAGAGCCUAAGAAGGGCCCUUUCCAGUCGUAAAGCACAACCCACACCAGUCAAGCCGCCACGCCUAGGGCCUGUCCGGAGCUCUGAAGGCCCACCAGAUGGCCAGCCUGUAGCUCAACCAGCUGCACCGGAGGAGUCCUCACUAGAGUCUGCCCUGGAGCCAGAACCUCCUCAGGCUACCAAGGAAGAUCCCGAAAGGCCUGUGCUUCAAAUAGAGAGUGCAGCCUGAUCGCUGCAGCUGCCUGCCCCACUCGGGGUUUAGGCCUUGUCCCAAAAUAAAUCCUUAAGGCGUGCAGCACUUACACCCAAAUAAGGGGAAAAUCAUGUAUCCACUGCCCAGUUCCGACCCUCCCUUCCUGGCCUUCCAGUCUGGUACCCUGUGUCCUCUGAAAGAGGAGCAUUCAACCUAAUUUAGUCUCACUGCAAUAAAAGUAAUUUCAUCUAA